Molecule: messenger RNA, 2342 nt
Organism: Colossoma macropomum (tambaqui)
Lineage: Eukaryota; Metazoa; Chordata; Actinopteri; Characiformes; Serrasalmidae
Gene: cfap210
Product: coiled-coil domain containing 173
Exons: 11
Coding region: 501-2192 (563 amino acids)
Source: RefSeq, a predicted model, not a curated record
GUGUUCAUUUUGGGUGUGUUAGAACAGAAAAACGCUGAAAUUGCAAGUGGAACCUGUGUUAUAGAGAGUAGGUGACUGUGCAGUAUGCAGUUAGGCUACUCUAGGCUCACCUCUGCUCAGUGUACAUCAGAAUCAAAAUCAGCUUAUUUGUCAGUACAUGUACAGGAAUUUGUUUUGGCAUGUUGAAAACUGCUCAACUUACAGGACAAAUCACACUGAGAGGAACACAAAAAGACUUACAGAGCUAUAUUGGAUAAACAAGACACAGGGGGAGAACACAACCAUGCAAACCACAGUUUAAACGUUGGAGCUUGCACUGGAUGAUGACCCUCAUGAGUCUUGAAGCUACUCAGUGUCCACAGAUGAAUCUGCUGUUUACAGUUUUUGGGCAACAAAAAGAAGACCACAAGACAACAGAAGAAAAAUAACCAUAAGAAGGAAUUAAACGUUGAAGAAUGGCACAGACUACACCUUACUGAGAUUGUGGAAGAGAUUACACCAUGGUGGUGAGAGGGUGGACGCAGGAAACACUUCACACUAAGGUUUCUACUUCUGUUGUGCAGUAUGGUCGAAGAAAAGGAUCCAGCAGGAAAGUUGCCUCAGCAGAGGUGAAAACUGUACCUAGUCAGCCAGUAGAUCUUCGGCAAGUGACAGUGCUGCCCAGAUCAGAAUGGCUGCGACUCCAGGACAGUCUGAAUCAGGUGAACAAACACAAGGAGAGUCUGAUUGAAGCAGCAAAACAGAGGGAGGAAUUGCACUUGCGAUCCAAGGAGGUGGUAAAAAACUGGACAAAUACCAUCGCUGGACAACGGCAAAAAAAGUUGGAGGCUAAGAAAAAUAGAGAAGAAGCUGAAGAGGAGGAAAGGAAACGAAUUGACAUUGAGGAAGCAAAGUUCCAAGAGCAAAAAAGAAAAGAGGCAAUUGAGAUGGCAAAGACCCGCCAAUACUAUCAGACGAACAGAGUGAAAGAAUUUCAUAGUGCCCUUUUGCUGACUGAAGUUUUGAAGGAGAGGGAGGCCCAGAUUGAGCUGAAAAGAAGGAAGCAGAAUGCUUCUAAAGAUGUGGAUAAAGAGGUCUUGACCAUGAUUGCAUGCAGAGAAGAGCAAGCUACACAGCAGGAGCACCAGAAAGCCCUGCAGAGGAAGCAAGAGUGUCUCUCAGUAGCUGAGAAUUUAAAACAACAGAUUAAAGAGCAUGAACGUGCAAGAGAACAGGACAGAAUGGAGCAGAAGAAGGAGGCAGAGGAACUCCAGCGGCUCAGAGAGCUUUAUCUUCGGGAGCAAUACAUGCAUGAGCAGAAGAAGCAAGAGGAAAAAAUAAACAUCAUGAGAGCCCAUCAGGAACACCUGGCCAACAGAGAUGAAAUCCAAGCGAUUGAGGCUCAGAAGCAGAAAGAGGAGGAGGAUAGGCAAAGGCUUUAUGCAAGUGCUAAAGAGAAGAUGAUGAAACUGAGGAAAGAAAAAGAAGCAGAGCUGUUUAGAGAGAUGCAGAGACACAGGGAGGCCAUUAUUGAGAGGCUGUCAGCACAGCAUCAGGAGCAGACCACCAACGAGGACAAUCUGAUCUCCAAAGCAGUGGCAGAAGCUGAGGCCAAGCGGGCUCAGCAUCAGCGUGAGAAGGACGCGAAGAAAGCAGCCAUGCUGAAGUCCAUUGCUGCACACAGAGAAGCCGUGCAACAAGAGCAGGAGCACAAGGAGCAAGAGGAGAAACAAAAGGCUGUCGAGAUGCUAAAUGCAAAAAAAGAGGCUGAUAAAAUUUUUCUUGAAAAGCAACAACUCAAGGCACAGAAAAUGAAAGAGUAUGCCAGAUCACUCCAAGACACAUAUGUUCAUCAGAUGGCUGAGAAACGUGAACAAGACAAGCGCAUGAAAAAAGAACAAUGGGAGUCUGAGGCGAGCAAUGCAGCGCUUAUCGCAGAGGAAGAGAAUCAGUUUCAGCAGUAUGCAAAGCAUGUGAUUCAGACUGCCACCGAAGCCCAGAGGAACACCUACCCGCUGCGCAAGGCUGCCAGGGAAGGCAUUGGUGGAGGAUUGGGUCCUGUAUUUGGUGGAGUUAGGCCAAGUUAUCUUGUUCAUGAUGAGUCGGGUGUUCAGAUGCCUGGUUAUGUAAGCAGUACUACUCAAGGCAUAAAGGAGCUGAAUGAGACCAUUGACAUUCAGCAAUCCAAGAAACGGCUGGGAUUUACUUGGUGAUGGUCAUGAGCAAUAUAACAUUUAGCUGUUAUUGCCACCAUUGUCAAAAUAAUAAAGAGAACAUAUCUUUCAAAUUAACUGAUUGUUCAAAUAUUCUCUAUAGGUAUUGCAGAUUUGCUGAUAAUUGCAUAUGUAUUGCACUGUUUUGAG